GUACUUCAGCGAGGAAAGGCGACGGGUCGCUGAAGACUGGAAAACCUUCGCCAGCGUCUAUGACGACCGGAUGGAGGACGUUUAUGAGGAGUGCUACAUCAUGUGGCGUGAGGAGGCGGAAGAGCCAGAGGACAACGUGCUGGCCUUGACCCUGUCCUUUCUCAGUGUCCAGGUCAUUCGCUUCUGGAUCUCCGGCACGCUGCCCGAUGUGGAAGGCCUUGAGAGUUGGGAGAUGCAGACCACGCGGCCCCCGGUGGACGUGGAGACGCUCUUCCCAGCAGGAGCCGUCCUUUGCAUUUUGACC
Molecule: messenger RNA, 304 nt
Organism: Effrenium voratum
Lineage: Eukaryota; Dinophyceae; Suessiales; Symbiodiniaceae
Source: the annotation of a GenBank genome assembly